AGACCUCUUAGUUUCCCUGUGCUAAAGAGCAGCUUGCACGGGGUCUGACAACCAUCCACCGUAAGUACACAAUUUCUGCCCUUUUACCUGCCCUUCGUAAGCAACAACAUGUUUGCCGUCAGAAACGCCCUCCGCCUCGGCACCCGGUUAUCCAUCCCUGCGGUGGCGAGGAGAGGAUGCGCUGGGGCUUCUAUCCCGGUGGAUGAUGUGGUGAACGGACUGACCGACGAUCAGAUACAGCUCAGGCAGACCGUCCGUAAAUUUUGUGCAGAAAAGCUUGCGCCGUACGCAAACGAGAUCGACAAGAACAAUGAAUUUCCAGGAAUGCGGGAUUUUUGGAAAGAAAUGGGGGAGAUGGGACUUCUUGGGAUCACAGCUCCUGUGGAAUAUGGUGGCACAGGAUUGGGAUACCUCGAUCAUGUCAUCGUGAUGGAGGAAAUGUCACGAGUGUCAGCAGCCAUUGCUCUCAGUUACGGCGCCCACUCUAACCUCUGUGUCAACCAGAUGGUGCGCCAUGCCAAUGACAAACAGAAGGAGAAGUACAUGCCAAAGUUAAUGACAGGAGAGCAUGUAGGAGCCCUGGCUAUGAGUGAGCCGAAUGCCGGCUCCGAUGUCGUAUCCAUGAAACUAAGAGCCAAGAAGCAAGGCGACUACUUUAUUUUGAAUGGCAACAAGUUCUGGAUCACCAAUGGACCGGAUGCUGACGUCCUUAUCGUUUAUGCAAAGACGGAUCCCGAGGCCCAUCAAAGAGGCAUCACAGCUUUCAUUGUUGAAAAGGGAAUGCCAGGUUUCUCUACGGCGCCGAAGCUUGACAAACUCGGCAUGAGGGGAUCCAACACCUGCGAGCUGAUCUUUGAGGACUGCAAAAUCCCAAAGGAGAACAUCCUUGGUCCCUUGAACAAAGGUGUUUAUGUGAUGAUGAGCGGCUUAGAUCUUGAGAGGCUGGUGUUGUCAUCAGGACCUAUUGGUAUCAUGCAGGCAGUCUUGGACUAUGCCGUCCCCUACCUCCACAUCAGAGAAGCCUUCGGACAGAAGAUCGGACAGUUUCAGCUGAUGCAAGGCAAGAUGGCCGACAUGUACACCAGAUUGAGCUCCUGUCGGCAGUAUGUGUACAAUGUUGCUCGGGCUUGUGACAGAGGACACUUCAGUGCAAUGGACUGUGCUGGCGUGAUCCUGUAUUGUGCGGAGAACGCCACUCAGGUUGCUUUGGAUGGCAUUCAGUGUUUGGGAGGCAACGGCUACAUCAACGACUAUCCCAUGGGACGGUACUUACGUGAUGCGAAGCUGUAUGAAAUCGGCGCGGGCACAAGCGAAAUUCGCCGGCUCAUUAUUGGACGAGCCUUCAACUCCAUGUUCAAAUAAUCAGAGCCGUGAAAUCACUAAAGACUGUCUGAGUGGUUUGCCGUGGACAAACACAGUUACUCACACCCGGGGCCUUAUGCUGUAUCAGCUGCUGCUGCUGGUAGGAUGUCAUCGUCUGUGUCACAAGCAUCGGCACCUUUUAAUUCACUUAUAUAACACACAUGAAAUGACUUGGGAGUUGAGUGAUCUUACAAGCUGACAGGUCAGAUGGAUAAUUAUUGGUUUAGUUGGUUAAGCAGCCUUGAUAUCAUUUUGUUUUGGAUAUUAGGCGAACUAGUUUGAGAUCCAGUUAAUUGAUAACCACUGAAAUGCAGAUCAAGCAAUAAAAUUAUAAAGUAUUGUGCUUUAUAAAUGGGCAGAUUUUCCUCUCUUGUGGUGAAAUUAAAAAUUUGCUUAAUUAAAUUUGCUUUUGAACACUUAAAGUUUAAUGCAGUUGUGUACAAUUUAAUACAUUUUUUUUUUAAUUUCACCAUUUCAUUAUGCUGCUUACCCACUGCUUAGAUUCUUCUUCAACAAACCACAUUGGCGUUUCAUUAUGAAAAUGAUCUCUGAACACUGAGUCAUUAUUAUAUAAGAUAAGCUAAUGACAACAGAUGAGGGGCUGUGGGACACUUUUCUCUGGCCAAUAUUGCUGGGAUAAAAUAAAACCUUUUAAAAGCGAUGAGCUGAAAAGUGAAAACUGAUUAUAAAGAAGUCAUGAUUUCACUGUGUGGAAUUUUUUUAUUAUACAACUUCUCUCUCAUGAUCUCAUUACAAAGUGAUAACUGUUACUGAUAAAUAAUUAAGAACAGCUGAUGUCUGCGUAUUCUGGUUUAAACUGUAGCACAUUAGAACAGUUGUAUUCUGUCUGUACAGUGUGACUGGAGAAACCUUCCUAAAAAUGUGUUUGUCUUUUCUCCAGAGGACUAUAGUUGUCAGAAUGUGGAUGGACAGUGUGAACAUGUAUGAAAUAAAGUGGUUCUGAUGCAGUAAAUAAUUUAAAAAAAAUAAAAAUUAAUUUCUGGA
Messenger RNA from Scatophagus argus, 2367 nucleotides. It is a transcript of the gene ivd, whose product is annotated as isovaleryl-CoA dehydrogenase. The transcript is spliced from 12 exons. Gene Ontology annotation, molecular function: 3-methylbutanoyl-CoA dehydrogenase activity; flavin adenine dinucleotide binding. The record is from RefSeq and is a predicted model, not a curated record. Lineage: Eukaryota; Metazoa; Chordata; Actinopteri; Scatophagidae. Bases 109 to 1362 code for a protein of 417 amino acids. Gene Ontology annotation, cellular component: mitochondrion. Gene Ontology annotation, biological process: L-leucine catabolic process.